GCCGCACUGCGCUCCGCUCGGCUUCAUAGCGGGAGGUUCUAGGUGUGGACCGGAGCGCAGCCGAGCUUCAAGUUUUAGUAGUAUGGAUUAUAGUGUAAAGUGUGAUACUACUAAAGUAGUAGUAUAACACUGUAUUCAGUGCUGGACAGCAGCAGUGUUUCUGCUACAUACAUUUUGCAGCUGCAGCCUGCUGACAGUCAAGAUACAACUACAUAUUAAAAUGUCUGUGAAUUUAUAAUGGGAUAAAAGUACUGAAGCCUUUAUUGUAGUAUGAAGGUGUCCCAGUAGUUUUCUCCAUAUAGUGUAACUAAUGUAGGUAGUUAUUUUUGGUUAAUUGACCUGCUUUUAUUUUAAUACACAAAAAAUGUUUUCUUUGUUUUUCCAGAAUAAACAACCAGGAUAUUUAAUAAAGAACAGUGUUAAACUGCUGAAAGAGGUGAAGCACAAGCCAGCCAGAAGAAUCUCCUGAAAACGCAGAAAUUGUUUGCUACAUUUCACAGACAGAUGGAGCCAAGUCCCAACAUGGAGAAACAUCAGCACUCUGUCAAGAGUUUUACUAAACAGAGUCAUCUCAAAAGACACCAGCGCAUUCACACAGGAGAGAAACCGUAUUACUGCUCCGAUUGUGGUAAGAGUUUUACUACACAGAGUAAUCUCAAAAUACACCAGCGCAUUCACACAGGAGAGAAACCGUAUCACUGCUCAGACUGUGGGAAGAGUUUUAAUCAACAGAGUACUCUCAAACUGCACCAGCGCAUUCACACAGGAGAGAAACCGUAUCACUGUUCAGACUGUGGAAAGAGUUUUACUGAACAGAGUACUCUCAAACUGCACCAGCGCAUUCACACAGGAGAGAAACCGUAUCACUGUUUCGACUGUGGGAAGAGUUUUACUCAACAGGGUCAUCUCAAAAUACACCAGCGCAUUCACACAGGAGAGAAACCGUAUUACUGCUCAGACUGUGGAAAGAGUUUUACUGAACAGAGUACUCUCAAACUGCACCAGCGCAUUCACACAGGAGAGAAACCGUAUCACUGCUCAGACUGUGGGAAGAGUUUUACUAAACAGAGUAGUCUCAAAAUACACCAGCGCAUUCACACAGGAGAGAAACCGUAUCACUGCUCAGACUGUGGGAAGAGUUUUACUAAACAGAGUCAUCUCAAAAAACACCAGCGCAUUCACACAGGAGAGAAACCGUAUCACUGUUCAGACUGUGGGAAGAGUUUUACUUUACAGAGUGAACUUAUAUUACAUCAGUGCAUUCACAAGAGAUAGAAAAGUAUCCCAAAUCUGUUCCUCUGCCAUAAAAAAUGCAAACCUUAAAUCUUUCAGACAGCCAAAAACACCUCAUCAUGCACAAAAUCUUCACUCUGUUACAAGAACUUCAUUUAAAAUGGCUUUUUACAGGUUCAGAAAAAUGAAUCUUAUCCAGAGAUGAUGUUUACUGAAUUUCAUGCUGUGUUUUUAUGUAUGUUUGUAUACCUACAUUAGUUAAUGCCUGCAGAGCUCUUCAACACUUAGUGUUGUGUUUUAAGAAGUUUUUACACACAGAAUCAUAAAUGGUACCACUAACAGCAUAAACUAGGAACAUACAUUUUUACAAUUUUUUCAGUGAUAUGCUGAAUAAAUAGUAAAGCGAUGAUGCUAGCUCAGAGUAAAAUCGUAUAUUAAAUCUCAGCAUUAGCUUUAGAACUAAUAAUAAACAAAAGUGAGGAUUUUAUCAUUCUGGGACAUUUUUAGGUUUAAAAAUUGAAUAUGCUUUGCCAUAAGUAGGAAAUGAUCAUUUGGUCAACUUAUGUCAUUUACAGCCUUAACACAUUCUCAAUUGUUUA
Messenger RNA from Astyanax mexicanus (Mexican tetra), 1832 nucleotides. Its product is annotated as zinc finger protein 239-like. Gene Ontology annotation, molecular function: DNA-binding transcription factor activity, RNA polymerase II-specific; RNA polymerase II cis-regulatory region sequence-specific DNA binding. Bases 505 to 1275 code for a protein of 256 amino acids. Lineage: Eukaryota; Metazoa; Chordata; Actinopteri; Characiformes; Acestrorhamphidae. The record is from RefSeq and is a predicted model, not a curated record. The transcript has a single exon. Gene Ontology annotation, biological process: regulation of transcription by RNA polymerase II. Gene Ontology annotation, cellular component: nucleus.